Messenger RNA from Tupaia belangeri chinensis (Chinese tree shrew), 930 nucleotides. Its product is annotated as olfactory receptor 1A1. The transcript has a single exon. The coding region runs from base 1 to 930 and encodes 309 amino acids. The record is from RefSeq and is a predicted model, not a curated record. Gene Ontology annotation, cellular component: membrane. Gene Ontology annotation, biological process: G protein-coupled receptor signaling pathway. Lineage: Eukaryota; Metazoa; Chordata; Mammalia; Scandentia; Tupaiidae. Gene Ontology annotation, molecular function: olfactory receptor activity; G protein-coupled receptor activity.
AUGAGGAAAGAAAACCAGUCCUCUGCCUUGGAAUUCAUCCUCCUGGGAGUUAGUAGUCAACAAAAAGAAGAAGAUUUCUUCUUCAUCCUCUUCCUGUUCAUCUAUCCCAUCACAUUAAGUGGAAACCUGCUCAUCAUCUUAGCCAUUCGCUCUGACAGUCGCCUUCACAACCCUAUGUACUUUUUCCUUGCCAACCUCUCUUUUGUUGACAUCGUCUUCUCAUCUGUAACUAUCCCAAACAUGCUAACCAGUCACCUCUUGGGCAGCAAAGUGAUCUCUUUUGGGGGAUGCUUCACCCAGAUGUAUUUCAUGAUUGCCAUGGCUAACACAGACAGCUACAUCUUGGCUGUGAUGGCGUAUGACCGGGCUGUGGCCAUCAGCUGCCCACUUCAUUACAAGACGAUUAUGAGCCUGCAAUCUUGUGCCCUGCUAGUAGCUGGGUCUUGGGUGGUUGGAAUCGCCAAUUCUCUCCCCCACACUCUGCUCACUGCUAGUCUGUCCUUCGGUGGCAAGAAUGAAGUAGUCAACUUCUACUGUGACAUUGCCUCAUUGCUCAAACUGUCCUGUUCUGACAUCCAUUUUAAUGUAAAGAUCAUGUACCUAGGGGUUGCUGUUUUCUGUGUGCCAUUACUAUCCAUUGUUAUCUCCUAUAUUCGAGUCUUUUCCACGGUCUUACAGAUUCCAUCCACCAAGGGUGUGCUCAAAGCCUUCUCCACCUGUGGCUCCCACCUCACAGUAGUUUCUCUGUAUUAUGGGACAGUCAUGGCCAUGUAUUUCCGCCCUCUGACCAGUUACAACCUGAAGGAUGCAGUGAUAACUGUGAUGUACAUCGCAGUGACCCCAAUGCUAAAUCCUUUCAUCUAUAGUCUGAGAAACCGGGACAUGAAGGCUGCCCUGUGGAAACUUUUCAGCAAGAAAAUCUCCUCAUAA